Messenger RNA from Zingiber officinale, 744 nucleotides. RefSeq names its product wiskott-Aldrich syndrome protein homolog 1-like. Bases 1 to 744 code for a protein of 247 amino acids. The transcript is spliced from 3 exons. Lineage: Eukaryota; Viridiplantae; Streptophyta; Magnoliopsida; Zingiberales; Zingiberaceae. The record is from RefSeq and is a predicted model, not a curated record.
AUGACCGAGGGAGAGGGAGGCGAAGCUGGGCUGCCGGCAGCCACUGGAAGCGGCUGUGAAUGCCGGCAGCUAAUCCGGUGGCUGUACGACGAGGGAGAAAAAGAGGCCGCUAUGCUCCGGGCUUAUUCUUCAGAUAAAAAGCAACAGUCUCUCGCCAUUCUGCAAACCAUAAGUGCGGAGAUUAAGCAGGGCCUGGCAGCUUCCUCGCAGGCUGUCUCAGAUCCCCCUGCACCAGCCCAGGCCGAGACCUCCACUUCCCUUGCCUUGGAGAUUGAGGAGGAGCGGGCUCCUUCUCCUCCUCCAGCUAAAAGAUUGCGCCUCCAACGUAAGAGGAAAAGGGUUACCCCCGCGACCCAGGCAUCUCCCCCACCUCCUCCUGUCAGCCGGCUCUUAUCAGCAGCUUCCCAACCUCCCAAGGAUAAGGCUGCGAUUCCUGACCGGGAAGCCACUCCUGAAGCUGAGGUUCCCGGCCUGUCAUCAGGAAUGCCGACCCCUACUCCUGUUCGGACCUUGGCUCCCGAGCAAACCCCUCUACCCACUGGGGACCAUCCCGGGAGCUCGGCCUCCCCUUCGGCUUCACUCCCAGUCACCGCUUCGGCCUCUGCUUCUCGAUCCAGGGAGAGAAUCCUCCAGAAGUAUGCCUUCACUACUUCCUGGCGCCUGCUUUCCUCUACAGAGCUGGCUGCCAUUGCCGCCGAAGAUGCCCCCCUCCAGCGGGCCUGGUUCAACUGUAUGGCGACCUAG